GCGGAGUCUACGCAGUGCUCUCGACCGGUUUCCGGUAUGACCGUUGUUUGACAGAUCGGGACGGAUUCUCGCGUUCAGCGUCUGGCUUUGAUGGCCCAUCUGUGUAUUGAGCUAGAAUGGGACAGAGUACAUCGGGCCCAGAGCCCCCAGAACCUCCAGAGGAAGGCUUCAAGAGUUUAGUGGAGGAUCAGCUGCAGACAAGCAUGGUGGUGGGAAUAGUGAUCAGUGCUGGGGUCGCCAUCGUCCUCAUCGCGGCCCUCAUCUUUUUUGUCCUGCGUAGGAUACAGCAACGCAAACUGGAGGCUCAGGAAGCCCCCAAGUAUCGCUUCCGCAAACGGGACAAGGUCUUGUUUUACGGGAGAAAGAUUAUGAGGAAAGUUUCUCAGUCCACUUCUUCACUGGUGGGCUCCGCCUCCUCGUCCAGGCCACGCCUCAAAAAGAAACAAAAGAUGCUGAACAUUGCCAAAAAGAUUUUGCGCUUUAAGAAGGAGGUGCCCACUCUACAGAUGAAGGAACCUCCUCCAUCUGUUCUGGAGGCGGAUCUCACGGAGUUUGAUGUGGCCAAUUCUCACCUGCCAUCGGAGGUGCUAUACAUGCUGAAAAACGUCCGGGUGUUGGGUCACUUCGAGAAGCCCUUGUUUCUGGAGCUAUGUAAGCACAUGGUGUUUCUGCAGUUCCAGCAGGGCGAAUACGUCUUCCGACCCGGACAGCCUGACAGCAGCAUUUACGUCGUGCAGGACGGCAAGCUGGAGCUCUGUCUCUCUGCACUGGAUGGGAAGGAUGGCGUGGUUAAAGAGGUUUACCCCGGAGACAGUGUUCACAGUCUUCUGAGCAUCCUCGAUGUCAUCACAGGUCACCAGAGAGCGUACAAAACCGUCUCGGCCAGAGCGGCGGAGGUGUCCACCGUCCUCAGACUGCCUGUCGAAGCCUUUCUGUCGAUCUUUGAGAAAUACCCGGAGAGCCUCGUGCGAGUGGUGCAGAUCAUCAUGGUGCGUCUUCAGAGAGUCACCGUUCUGGCUCUGCACAACUAUCUGGGGCUCACCAAUGAACUUUUUAGUCACGACAUGCAGCCUCGUCCCUCUCCUGUCUCUCCUCAUCCGACACGCUCCAGCCCCGUACGGCACAGCAAACGCUUCGGCAGCCUCACCGUUCCCGACAAACACCGCGAUGCUGCAGUCCAAAGCGCUACCGCUGGGGAUCAUGGGAGGGACGGCGGCACAAUCCCGACCCUCAGCAGGACCAUAUCGAUGCCAGUGGACAUCGCAGGUAUGCAAAAGAGUCUGCGGUCUGAUUUUGACAUGGCGUACGAGAGAGGUCGAAUUUCCGUAUCUGCUGAAGACGGAGCACCUACUCUAUCCGUGUUCACACGAGAGCAACGGGAGAGGAAGGUGACUGUAGAUGAAGUUCCUUCAGGCGUGUAUUUGUAUCCGGAGGAGGAGUCGGGUGUGGAAAAUGUUUAUGGGUCGUUUUCAGGACGACCAAGCUCUGCAGUAUUCGAGGAGGCCCAGAAGGAGAUGCUGAAGCUUAUGAAGAUUGAGGACCCGCAGCUGUUAAAUGGACGGGUGACGCUUCAUCACGCUAAAGCUGGAUCUGUUUUAGCCCGACAGGGUGACCAGGACGUGAGUCUGCACUUUGUCCUCUCUGGCUGCCUUCACGUCUUUCAGAAGAUGAUUGACAAGCAGGAGGCAGUGUGUCUGUUUGUGACCCAGCCGGGCGAGAUGGUGGGUCAGCUGGCCGUCCUGACGGGAGAGCCGCUCAUCUUCACCAUAAGAGCUGAGCGAGACUGCGCCUUCCUUAAGAUCUCCAAAUCGGACUUUUACGAGAUCAUGCGUGAGCAGCCGAGCGUAGUUCUCAGCGUGGCUCACACCGUGGCUACCCGCUUGUCACCGUUCGUACGGCAGAUGGAUUUCGCCAUCGAUUGGAUGGCUGUUGAAGCAGGGCGUGCCCUAUACAGGCAGGACGAUCAGUCCGACUGCACGUAUAUCGUUCUGAACGGACGACUGCGUUCCGUCAUUCAAAAAGCAAAUGGCAAGAAGGAACUGGUUGGGGAGUACGGACGAGGAGAUCUCAUUGGAGUGGUGGAGGCUUUGACGCGUCAGCCCCGUGCCACCACGGUUCACGCCGUCAGAGACACAGAGCUGGUGAAGCUUCCAGAAGGAACGCUCAACAAUAUCAAGAGAAGAUACCCGCAGGUGGUGACACGUUUAAUCCACCUGCUGGGGCAAAAGAUCCUGGGGAACCUUCAACAGGCCCGGGGGCCUUUCUCAAGCUCUGCCCUGGGUCUUCCCAGCAUGGCGUCCAGUCCAGACGUCACUAACCCAGCCAGCAACCUGUCCACUGUCGCUGUACUUCCUGUUUGUGAUGAGGUGCCAAUCAAUGCCUUCAAUUUGGAGCUUAGCCACGCCCUCUACGCCCUAGGACCGACCCUGCUGCUAACCAGUGACAUCAUCAGAGAGAGACUAGGGGCUUCUGCUUUAGACAGUAUUCAUGAGUACAGGUUAUCGGGUUGGUUGGCUCAGCAGGAGGACAUCAAUCGUAUAGUCCUGUAUCAGACAGACAGUGGUAUGACCCCGUGGACUCAGCGAUGCAUUAGACAGGCUGACUGCAUCCUCAUUGUGGGGCUCGGAGACCAAGAACCUGCACUCGGAGAGUUGGAGCAGAUGUUGGAGAACACGGCAGUUCGAGCCCUGAAGCAGUUGAUCCUAUUGCAUCGUGAGGACGGUCCGGGCCCCUCUCGAACUGUGGAAUGGCUGAACAUGAGAAGCUGGUGCUCCGGACACCUUCACCUGAAGUGCCCUCGUAGAGUUUUCUCGCGAAGAAGCCCUUCCAAACUGAGAGAGGUGUAUGAAAAGGUUUUCGAGAAGACCGCAGACAGACACAGCGAUUUCUCGCGGCUGGCCAGAGUUCUUACGGGAAACAGCAUCGCCCUCGUGCUGGGGGGAGGCGGAGCGAGAGGCUGUUCUCACGUUGGUGUUAUCAAAGCCAUGGAAGAUUCAGGGAUUCCCAUCGACAUAGUGGGAGGAACGUCCAUCGGCUCGUUCAUCGGUGCUCUGUAUGCGGAGGAGAGAAGUGCUGUUCGGGUCAAGCAGAGGGCGAGAGAGUGGUCUAAGGCGAUGAACUCUGUAUUCAAAACGGUUCUUGAUCUGACUUAUCCAAUCACAUCAAUGUUCUCCGGCUCUGCCUUUAACACCAGCAUCUCCAAAGUCUUUGAGGACAAACAAAUCGAGGACUUGUGGCUUCCCUACUUCAACGUGACCACAGACAUCACAGCGUCUGCUAUGCGGGUUCAUAAAGAUGGCUGUGUUUGGCGCUAUGUUAGAGCCAGUGCCUCCUAUACCCCUUAUCUGCCUCCUCUCUGCGACCCUAAGGACGGUCACCUCCUCGUGGACGGUUGCUAUGUUAACAAUGUCCCAGGCUCUCUGUGGCGUUAUGUCAGGGCGAGCAUGACCCUUUCCGGGUACCUGCCACCCCUCUGCGACCCCAAAGAUGGAAACCUGCUCAUGGAUGGAGGAUACAUCAACAAUCUGCCAGCGGACAUAGCGCGUAACAUGGGUGCAAAAGCAGUCAUCGCCAUUGACGUGGGCAGCCAGGAUGAGACUGAUCUGUGUAACUAUGGCGACAGUCUUUCUGGCUGGUGGCUGCUGUGGAAACGAAUUAACCCGUGGGCAGAGAAAGUGAAGGUGCCUGAUAUGGCUGAAAUUCAGUCACGUUUGGCCUACGUGUCCUGCGUACGGCAGCUGGAAGUGGUCAAAAAGAGCGCCUACUGUGAAUACAUCCGCCCACCCAUCGACCGCUUCAAGACCAUGGACUUUGGAAAAUUUGAUGAAAUCUAUGAUGUGGGGUACCAGCACGGUAUACUGGUGUUUACCGAGUGUGCCCGUGGUGACAUCAUUGAAAACAUGCUGAAGGACCAUAGAUCAGCGGAUUAUAAUGACAGCAAGAAGACCGAUUCCUGCACGUGUCCCAGUGCAGAUUUCACAGAUCUAGCCGAGAUAGUGUCGAGGAUUGAACCCGUGCAGAGCUUCCUAGGAGCCGAUGCAGAGGAGUCCGAUUAUGCCACCGAGUAUGAGGAGGACGGUAUGGACCCGGUACGAGAAGAGGAGGGUGAGGAAGAGGAGGAGGAAGAGGGCGAAGACCCCGAGGACCACUCUCCAGGAGAAUGGGGACCAAACGGCGUCUUCGCGACGGUACAUUAAUCACAGUUACUCUAUACA
Messenger RNA from Triplophysa rosa, 4214 nucleotides. RefSeq names its product patatin-like phospholipase domain containing 6 (gene pnpla6). The transcript is spliced from 34 exons. The record is from RefSeq and is a predicted model, not a curated record. Bases 117 to 4196 code for a protein of 1359 amino acids. Gene Ontology annotation, molecular function: phosphatidylcholine lysophospholipase A1 activity. Lineage: Eukaryota; Metazoa; Chordata; Actinopteri; Cypriniformes; Nemacheilidae. Gene Ontology annotation, cellular component: endoplasmic reticulum. Gene Ontology annotation, biological process: phosphatidylcholine metabolic process.